Messenger RNA from Salvelinus fontinalis (brook trout), 5848 nucleotides. Its product is annotated as adenylate cyclase type 2-like. Lineage: Eukaryota; Metazoa; Chordata; Actinopteri; Salmoniformes; Salmonidae. Gene Ontology annotation, biological process: intracellular signal transduction; adenylate cyclase-inhibiting G protein-coupled receptor signaling pathway; cAMP biosynthetic process. The transcript is spliced from 27 exons. The record is from RefSeq and is a predicted model, not a curated record. Gene Ontology annotation, cellular component: plasma membrane. Gene Ontology annotation, molecular function: adenylate cyclase activity. The coding region runs from base 1065 to 4445 and encodes 1126 amino acids.
GAUUGAUAUUCCCCCAGUUGUUACAUAAUUGUGCAACUUAUAAACGCCUAACAAUCAGUUGAUCCAUGAGAGUGGAAUGGCUUUGGCAAAACCGCUAUAACUAUCUUCUGUUUGCUCUUCAUGUGGGUGGGAGUAUACCGUAGCUACUUGAUGAACAUCUUUUCCGCAUUCAAAAGCAAGCCCUCAAGAGCGCGCGCAGUAUACGCACGGGGACCCAGAGAACAUUUCGCUCGCGGUGGAACUAAACUUGCAGAGUGGACAAGAGAAUAAUUCGUCCACCACGAAGUCGUCUCUAAUAUACGUUCAUUCUAUAUUUGGAGACAACCGGUAUACGUUUGCCUACAACAGGCCUCUGACUGUGCCAGCUCCAGUGGGUGGAGCUACAUUGGGCCCCUCUCUCUGCCCGCUCAGCACUGAUGGGACAGAAUCCUGAAUCCUGGAGGAAUCCUUGACGACCCCUCUUUCUUCCUCUGCCCUCCCCGGCUCUCCCCCUCUUUCUCUCCUCCUCUCCUCUUUCCUUAGACUCUCCUCCUCCCCCGGUCUCUUCUCUCAGUCCUGGGAUCAUUACUCAACCCCACUGAAGAAUGGACCACAGUAGCUGGCAAGGAUGAACUGGGUCUGCCUGCCAAUGUAGAAAGGGAGAUAAGAGGGAGAAAGAGUGAAAGAAAAGCGAGCGAGAGAAAGUUCAAAACCUGUGAGUGAAAGAAGAGGUACAUAUUAAAAAUGCCCUUGAGGGAGAAAAUCGACAACUGCACUUGAGCAGUAUGAGCUAGAAGACCUCAGCAAACCUGCCGACCUGGAUGUGUGGAUCUGUAGACACACAUACACACACACACACGUCUGUCUCAGUCGCAGCAGAAGACGGCUCCUACCCUGCCCUACACUGUGGGGUGUUUUCAGCGUUAUUCCCUGCCUACCAUACCUGUGUUAGGAGUGGUGGAGAGGAAAUUCAUCAACUCUUAGAGGACAGUGGAAGUUGAUAGAAAUGCUUCUUUGUUAAAACCAGCGUGUUUUGGGCCGUAACCUUUUAUCAGGGUUUUAGUAGUGAACAGGUCAGCACCACCAUGCCGGCUAAAGGGAAGUACCUGUUAAAUGACCAGGAGCUGAAACAUGAGGCCCUGUACAGGAAGUUCUCCUGUAUCAGCCAGUACCAGCCUCUGGUGCUGCUACUGGGCCUCUCCAUGCUGUCCUGCGGAGUCCUCAUCAUCCUCUUCUUCGCCCUGCACCUGAGUGCGGAGGAGCACUGUGCAUUUGUCAGCGUGGUGAGCUGCAGCCUGUGUGUGUUCCUGGCUGUGUUUGUGCUGGUGUGUACAGAGACCCUGACCCAGCGCUGGAGGAGACUGCUGGGUCUGGUGGUCUGGGCCACUCACCUCACCAUGGGAUUCACCUUCAUCUUCAGCGGACCCCUCAUCCUGCCCUGGGACCAGGUUCCCUUCUUCCUGUUCAUCAUCUUCACAGUGUACACCAUGCUGCCUUUCCAGAUGUGCUAUGCUGUGGUGCUCAGUGUGAUCUCCUCACUCUCUCACAUCAUGGUCCUCACUCUAAGUCUCACUGUCUUCAACACCCAAGAUCCCAGCCCCUUUCUGGCCAAUCAGCUGCUGUCCAAUGCGGUGGUGUUUCUGUGUGGCAGUGUGGUGGGGGCCUUCCAUAAGGUCCUGAUGGAGAGAGCACUAAGACAGACCUUCCAGGAUACACUCAGAUGUCUGGGCAUCCGCAUGAAGCUGGAGAUAGAAAAGAGACAACAGGAGAACCUGCUGCAGUCUGUGCUGCCGGUCUACAUCUCCAUGAAGAUGAAGCUGGCCAUCAUGGAGCGUCUGCAAGACUGCAAGGACAAAGAAGAGCAGCAACGACUCGUCAAAGACAACAACUUCCACAGUCUCUACGUCAAGAGACACGAGAACGUCAGUAUUCUGUAUGCUGACAUUGUGGGCUUCACCCGAUUGGCCAGCGACUGCUCUCCGAAGGAGCUGGUCAUCAUGCUCAACGAGCUGUUUGGGAAGUUUGACCAGAUUGCAAAGGAGAACGAGUGCAUGAGAAUCAAGAUUUUGGGAGACUGCUACUACUGUGUGUCUGGCCUGCCUGUCUCCCUGCCCAUGCAUGCCAAGAACUGUGUGAAGAUGGGUCUGGACAUGUGUGAGGCCAUCAAACAGGUGCGCGAGGCCACAGGUGUGGACAUCAACAUGAGAGUGGGCGUUCACUCCGGCAAUGUGCUCUGCGGUGUGAUUGGCCUGCGCAAGUGGCAGUUUGACGUUUGGUCACAUGAUGUCACCCUGGCCAAUUAUAUGGAGUCUGGAGGCUUACCUGGGCGUGUCCACAUCACUGAGGCCACCCUGAAGCACCUGAACAAGGCCUAUGAGGUAGAGGAGGGGAAUGGUGGGCUAAGAGAUGCCUACCUGAAGGAGCUCAACAUACAGACAUACCUUGUCAUCGAUCCUCGGUCUAAGGACCAGGCUCUGAACAGCCGCAGCAUGCCCAAGCCACGUGUGAAUGACGGGCUGAAGAUGCGGGCGUCAGUGAGAAUGACCCGUUACCUGGAGUCCUGGGGCGCCGUCAAACCCUUCGCCCACCUACAGAGCAGAGAGGGGUACACCACAGACACCAUGGUCAAUGGAAAAUCACGCUGCAAGGACAUCCCUCUGCGCACAGCUCACUCGAAGAUCACUGAGAGCUUUGAUGAGUCUGUAGAGGAGCCCUUCUCCUCGCCCGCCCCUCCACUCAGCACCUAUAAGAACAAGUCCCAGAAGAGCAAGUUUGAUGAGGAGCUGCACAAUGAGAUGACCACCACCAUCGAUGAGCUCAGCAGCAAGCAGUGGGUGAAGUCUGAGGAGAUUAGCAGUCUGGCUGUGUGGUUCCCUAAGAAAGAGCUGGAGAAACAGUACCGAGCCAUUGAUCUGCCCAUGUUCAAGCACUACAUCGGCUGUGCCACCUUCAUCUUCUUCUGCAUCUUUGUGGUUCAGAUGUUUGUGACAAAAGAUUCCAAAAUGUUGGGAAUGUCAUUUGGAGUGCUGGCCUGUGUCCUCCUGUUGACCUUGGGCAUCUGUUUCGCAGGUCACCUGCAGCGGUUGUUUCCGGAGAAGUUGUCGUCCUGCCAGUGGCUGCCUGCUGUGUCCGAGGCAGUGGUCAAGAGGCCAUGUGUGCGCCUCCCUCUGGUCACUAUCACCACUGCGGUCAUCAUCAUCCUAGCAGUCUUCAACCUGUGCUUCAUCCAGACGAAGUCACCGUGUGAUAUCAAUGGUAACCCUGAUCUGAUUCGAUCUGACAACUCCAGUGAGCAGCAUCCAGGCAGCCUGUUCUACCUGCCGUACUCUGUGUUCAGCUGUAUCCUGGCUCUCAUAGCUUGUGGAGUGUUCCUGAGGGUGAGCUUUGAGCUCAAAGUGGUCUUCCUCACCCUGGCCUCCACAGCCUACUACAUCAUCAUCCUCAGCGCCAAGGCUGGUCUCUUCAGCUGCUAUGGACGCAUGCUUUACAACCAACUCAAUGAAAACAAAACUGAGGACUCUGGGACCAUCCUGAGAUCUUUGGGGCUGGUCAAACACCCUGAGGUGAUGAGCUGCAUUUACAUCACCUUGUUCCUGGUCACCAUGCUCAUCAUCUCACAACAGAAUGAGUCAUGCUUCCGCCAGGACUUCCUUCUGAAGAACAAGAACCGUACGGAGCAGGAUGAGAUCGAGACCAGGGAGAACCUGAACCGCCUGCUCCUGGAGAACGUGCUGCCGGCCCAUGUGGCUGCGCUGUUUGUCGGGGAGAAUAAAAAGAACGAGGUGGGAUUCCUCACAAACACUUUACUUACUGAGAAGUACAAGGAUCUGUACUACAAGUCAUAUGACUGUGUGUGUGUGAUGUUCGCCUCGGUACCGGACUUCAAAGAGUUCUACACGGAGUGUGACAUCAACAAGGAAGGUCUGGAGUGUCUGAGGCUCCUCAACGAGAUCAUAGCAGAUUUUGAUGAGCUGCUGUCCAAGCCCAAGUUCAGUGGAGUUGAGAAGAUCAAGACCAUCGGAAGCACUUAUAUGGCGGCCGCAGGGCUGAGUGGCACCCCAGGACAGGAGAAUAACCAGGAUCGAGAUAGGCAGCAGGCACAGAUAGGGAACAUGGUAGAGUUUGCCAUUGCCCUCAUUGGCAAGCUGGACGGCAUCAACAGACACUCCUUCAACAGUUUUAGGCUGCGUGUGGGCAUUAACCAUGGGCCUGUCAUUGCUGGGGUGAUUGGAGCCAGAAAACCUCAGUAUGACAUCUGGGGCAACACUGUCAACGUGGCCAGUAGGAUGGAGAGCACUGGAGAGCUGGGCAAGAUUCAGGUCACAGAGGAGACGUCGGACGUGCUCCAGAAGCUGGGCUACUCCUGCGAAUGCCGAGGCCUCAUCAAUGUCAAGGGAAAAGGCGAGCUGACAACCUUCUUUGUGUGUACGGACAUGAGCAAGCAGCAGGGAAUGGGCCUGAGCUGAGCACACUACUGUGUGUGUGGACUCUGGGCCUGGUUGCUUAUACGUGUGCUGGGUCGGUCGCAGGACAGUCUAGCAUUCAGCACAGGCUAAUUACACGAACGCACAUAAGUUAACAUUCUUAGAGUAAACCUACCGGAGCACACAAAUAUAAUCCAUCUCAGUGCUUCAGUCAGCGAUGAUCCUGACCAGAACAAGACUUGAAGACAUUACCUUGUGGUCCUAGAGAUUAUAUUUCGGAUUGUUCAUGUUUCCAGGAAUCCCUUUUGGAGAUUCUUUAUUGGAAAUAAAUUCUUACUGCAGCUGACUUGUUUUGGAGAUCCAGUUCCAACGUGUGCAUUCAAUUGACAUGGAGGUUACGUCAAGCACUGGUCGUCGUCAUACUGGAUUCUAUCACCUGAUAUUCCUGGAAUCACGAUGCACAAAAAAAGAUAUUCAGUCCGCUCUUAAAACUGACCUGUUUAUCAAGCAAAUGGUGACCAAAACAAUGGAGUGAGUUCUGCUGCAUGUGGAGUGACAGAAGUGUACUGUUCAUACUCUGUCAUGGUUUUCUAGACCUUAAAAAGGUAGACUAAGCAAAAUUACAUUGUAACGAGCUGCACCGCAGAUAUUGCGAUGCAAGACUUUGCUCACGGGUUCCCUUCAUGCUGUGACAGCAGAGAAGUUUAAACUUGCACUCCAACGCUCUGUGGAAUGGACAGUUUAUAUGGUAUGAAGUGUACUGUUUUCAAAUAAGCUGAUGAAGAAUUAGUGCUAUAUGCACUACAAUCAAUUUGAGUAAAACAAAACAUUCUGGUGACUGUAUGAAAAGUUUAGUUUGACUGAAACAAAACUGAAUUGUCUUGAGAGCCUAACUCAGUGCUGUGCAGUAUACUUCAGCCAUAGUUGUACAUUUAUAGAUUGCAUUGACUAGCCAACAUUAACCUGCAGACAGGCAGCGUAUGCUUUUUGGGAAUCGUUGGUCAAACUAACAUUGUAUUUGGUGUUCUUUGUGUACCUAACUGUCUGUUAAUGUUAUAAUACCGUGAUAAGGCCAUUUUGAAAAGACCACCUGAAAUGUCAGCCUGUUUGGUGGGAUAGAGUUUUGGCCAGGCAGUAAAUUAGCUAAGACCAAUAAGAAAGAGUUCCAAACCGCUAGGCCAAUAACAGCUUGUUUUCAGCUCUCCCCAAUCAGACCAUGGACAGUCCUAGCAAAGAGCAAAUUUAGCUUAGAAGCUGUUUGUUUUAUGGGUAACAAGUAUGUUACUGUUUUCAAUGAAUGAUUUAAAAUGUCUGCAUUGGACCUUUAAGAUACAUUCUUCUCUGUGCCUCAAAACUGACUUGUCCUGUGGCCUUACUCGACAUCUGACUGCCAAACGAAUGUGUCCAUGUUGCUUUCUGAGGAAUAAAUGUGAGUUUGCAUUUUG